Molecule: messenger RNA, 543 nt
Organism: Histoplasma mississippiense
Lineage: Eukaryota; Fungi; Ascomycota; Eurotiomycetes; Onygenales; Ajellomycetaceae
Exons: 2
Coding region: 1-543 (180 amino acids)
Source: RefSeq, a predicted model, not a curated record
AUGGCUCCUGCCGUGACCGAUAGGCCAAAGACGUUCUUCGUAUCCAAAAAUAAAUGGGAAUGCAACCACGAGGGCCCUGAGAUGCCAACAGACAUUGAAAAAGAGACAGCAGUUGAUGGGGAAGGUGAGGCGCCUGUUACUCUUGUAAAUGAAUGUCGAGCUCUGAAAAACGAAACCAUCAUCGACGGGAAAGUGUUCUAUAUAUCCAAGAAUAAGUGGGAGUGCGGCCAUGAGGGUGAUGAGACUCGAACGGAUAUUGAGAAAGAUCCCUUGGAUAUCCAAUCAAAUAAACCUUCCGUCCUCAUCAGCGAGGGGAGAGGCAUCUGCCCUACAUGCAUGGACAGGUGGCAUAGGUUGGAAACUGGGGAUGUGGAUAGAGGAGCCGAGCAUGAUAGUCCCGCUUCUGUCCCUAGCAGGCCCCCAUCGUACGACGAAACUUUAGAGGCCGACAUCCAAUAUGAUGGCCAGAAUGGUGACGAGGAAGAGGCAGAUCGUUUGGUUGCCCACGUCGGGUUGUUGGAUCUAGAUGAUGACCUAACUUAA